Microtus ochrogaster (prairie vole) is the source of this 800-nucleotide messenger RNA. RefSeq names its product transmembrane p24 trafficking protein 6 (gene Tmed6). Lineage: Eukaryota; Metazoa; Chordata; Mammalia; Rodentia; Cricetidae. The record is from RefSeq and is a predicted model, not a curated record.
AUGUUCGCUCUGCUCAGCGUGGCCGGGCUGGUGGCUGUGAGCCUGGUGACAUCUGCUAAGAGCCAGGAAGCAGGUACCCUAGUGGGCUCUGAGGACCAGCCACUCCUCCGUAAAGCUGAACAGCAUGACUUUGCCAUCAUGAUCCAUCCAGGAGACAUGGAAUGUUUCUGGCAAUUUGCCGAACAGAUGGGUUACUUCUACUUCAGCUAUGAGGUUCAGCGCACACUCGGUAUGUCUCAUGACCAUCACAUUGCUGCCACCAUACAUGCGCCACAAGGCUUCCUUAUUGACACUUCCCAGGAUGUCCGGGGCCAGAUUAACUUCGCCACGCAAGAGACAGGGUUCUAUCGGCUUUGUCUAAGAAAUGAUCAGAGCCGCUUCAGCUCUGUGCAAGUGUACCUCAACCUCGGCGUCUUCUACGAGGGGCUUGAAAUGGAUCACAAACAGAACCAAAGGAAGCAGCUGAACGACACUCUGGACGCAAUCGAGGUCAGUACACGAAGGGUGGAGAUCCAUGUUUUCCACGUGUGGCGCUUCUACAACUUUGCCAGGAUGAGGAAAGUGGCUGACUUUCUCCUUCUCCAGUCCACCUACACCUAUGUGAACCGGUGGUCCGCAGCCCAGAGCCUCGUUAUUGUUCUUUCUGGGGUCCUACAGCUGUAUUUCUUGAAACGUCUUUUCACUGGCUCAGCUGCUGACACGAAGCUGAAAUGCUGAUAUACGGCAUCUUUGUCAAAUGAUUUAGUCAAAUCAGCUUUUUUUGGAGGGGAAAAAAAAUCAACUUAAAUCCUAUUUGUGUU